Molecule: messenger RNA, 1920 nt
Organism: Lepidothrix coronata (blue-crowned manakin)
Lineage: Eukaryota; Metazoa; Chordata; Aves; Passeriformes; Pipridae
Gene: TNFAIP8L3
Product: TNF alpha induced protein 8 like 3
Exons: 2
Coding region: 88-702 (204 amino acids)
Biological process (GO): regulation of apoptotic process
Cellular component (GO): cytoplasm
Source: RefSeq, a predicted model, not a curated record
GAGGCAGCGGGAUCCGCUCCCCGGCUCCGGGCGCUCCCCCUGCCAGCGCCGGCCCCUCGGUCCCGCAGCCCCGCCGGUACCCGCAGCAUGGACUCGGACUCCGGGGAGCUCAGCGAAGGCGAGCCGGUCUCGCCCGCAGGUCCUGAUUAUUUCAGUUCCAAGAAUCUUGCAUUGCAAGCCCAGAAAAAGAUCCUGAGUAAAAUGGCAACCAAAACCAUGGCUAACAUGCUGAUCGAUGACACAAGCAGUGAAAUCUUCGAUGAGCUGUACAAAGUAACGAAGGAACACACAAGAAACAAAAAGGAAGCCCAUAAAAUUAUGAAAGACCUGAUUAAAGUGGCAAUAAAAAUCGGGAUCCUCUAUCGAAACAAUCAGUUCAACCAAGAAGAGCUGGAGAUCGUAGACAAGUUCAGGAAGAAGCUGAACCAAACUGCCAUGACAAUCGUCAGCUUCUACGAGGUAGAGUACACUUUUGACAGGAAUGUGCUUGCAGAACUUCUCAAUGAGUGUAAAGAUCUUGUGCAUGAACUCGUAGGUCGACACCUGACCCCGCGGUCCCACGGGCGCAUCAACCACGUCUUCAACCACUUCGCGGAUGUGGAAUUUCUAACUGCCCUGUACAGCCUGGAUGGGGAUUGUCGGCCGUACCUCAAAAAGAUCUGCAAUGGCAUCAACAAACUACUCGAUGAGAAGGUUCUUUGAAACUACGCUCAGAAGCAAGAAACCAAACAAAAACUCCUCUCUAGGACUGGCCACCCUUCAUGAGCCGUGGUAGGCAAGCGAGCUUCCUUCCCCUCAGUCUUACUACAGCCCCACAGGGUCCAGAAAGUGCUCACCAGGCUCAUGAUGAAGUGGAAAACUUAAAUCAGAAAGCUAUCAAUUUAAUGUUUUGUUCAGAUAAUUUAGUCUUUCUCAAGGAGCAGAGUGAACAAGGCUGCUGAUAUGUGUUGUUCAGAAAGAGAUUGCUAUACCCCAGGAUCUUGCUAGCUUUGUGUUCAAGGCUGAACACAAGAAAAGACAGGAAACUCACAUGCAUGGCUAUGUAAAAAUAGACAGGUGAAGGCAAGAACAAUGCAUGGAAUUUAUUCCCAGGCCCUUGGUGCAUAUAUUUUUAUUAUUUCCACAAUCCCUGAAAAAGCUUUGACAGAAAGUAAGGCUGUAGUGGAUUGAGUUCACUCCUUUCAAAGGGAUCAGGAAUUAAUACGAGAAGACCUCUCUUAAUUUAAAUGGUAUGUAAAUCUAAUAGGGGAAUAACAAAUCAUACAAACUGAGUAGAAGUGGGAGACAAUUUAAAGAACUGCUCUAGGAAGCAAUAUUUUCAUCAGAGUUUUGUUUUAUACCUGCUAAUAGAGGGUUUCAUUUUAAUCUUGAAAAUUAGCUCAGUGGUUGAAGCUCAAAGGUAACCAGAAAACUGAAGCAGUCCAGCAGUUCCCCCAUGCUCAGGGUUUGUGUACUGGGUACCAUCAGGCAAGUUUAGGCUGAAGGUUGUGCUGCUCUUUGUGCUCUUACUGUUCUGCCUGACAGAAUAAAAUACUCUUUGUGAAGAUUUUGACAUUCCCUUGUGAGAAGCACAACGGACACCAUUUCCAUCCCGUCCUCAAUGUAUUCAGCCUCAAUACCACUUGUGGUUUAAUGUGCCCAUGACAUUUGUGCCUACAGUAAUCAGAGGUGGGAUACAACAGGAUGCCCAUCCACCCUUCUUGCAGUGCCUCUGAGUGUAGCAUAUCCACAGUAGCUAAACAAGAGCAGCCUUAGUGACUCUGGUGAGCUUCUGGAAUGAGUUUUGUUCUGAAUGUUUUCAGUGGCUUUUUUUUUUUUUUUAAUGUUUUCAAGCUGAAAACAUUUUGCCAAGAAAGAGUAGGGUUUGUACAGUCCCUUUAGGAUGAAGGGAGGAUGGGAGCAGAGCAGAUACACCAGCUU